Linnemannia hyalina is the source of this 2682-nucleotide messenger RNA. Lineage: Eukaryota; Fungi; Mortierellomycota; Mortierellomycetes; Mortierellales; Mortierellaceae. The record is from the annotation of a GenBank genome assembly.
AUGGCUGGCAAUGAGGGCCAAGCCGGUCCCAGUCUCCGCCUACAGAGCCCAGGACAGUCAGCCCUCCCCUCUCGCUCCUUCAACCAACAGCGCUCAACAAUGGAAAAUGCCAUGUCGAUCCCUGAAAUCGUAGAGCGUAUCCUCUCCUUUUUGCCCCAGCAGAGUCUCUGUCACGUCGCGUCCCUGGUCUGCAAGGACUGGCUCCGUCUCUGUCGACCUCUUUACGCCCUGACCUUUCAGUGGACCGACUGUCCCCAGUACACCCUCGUCCCUGUUCCACUCGAGCCUUCCGCCAGGGGAUCUUCCCGACGAUGGAGCUUGCGCAAGUUUGCCUCCUCUUCCUCAACAGCCCACACCCUCGUCAGAAUCAUUCCCGAAAGGACUUGGUUGUUGAAGAAACUUGUUGGCCUCACCACCCUCAAGUGUCGGUUGAACUACAAGAGCCCCGUCACUGCUAUGACAAUUGCGCCAGGAGACGACGGAGAAUCAGUGACGACAACGACAGCCGCAUCAUCAACAACAACCACAAUCACAACAACAGCGACGACGGCGAGGAUGGUCAGCACCCAGAUUGCGCACCUGCAGGACAAGGCUCGGAUGGAUUUGAUCGAGAGCAUCAGGACGCUGACGGGACAAGGCAAGCUGACGCUUCUACAACUCGAACUGUCAGAGUUGGACGACUUUUCUGGAUUCUUGCGACCUAUCCUCUCCAUCACUACCACGCUGAGCUGUCUAUGGCUCAAGAAGAUCGGGAUUCAGCAACUGCCUAUAGGUCAAAUUCUGACUCUGUGCCCAUACAUCGAGGAGCUGACGAUUGGAUGCGAGUUUUAUUCGAGCAGGGCGAGGUUGACUAUGGUAUUGCUGGAUGAGGUCGAUAGUGGACAGGAGGAGCAAAGCACCCAUUCGUUGCCAAAGAACCUCCAGCUGAAGCGACUGCACCUUAAGGAUGUGUUGAUCAAAGAGUCGGCAAUUAUUGCCAUUCUAGAGUCGGCACCAGGACUGUACGAGCUUCGAGUACAAGGACCAGUUAUCCCCCCACCAACACCUCCAAUCACCCCAUCAGCAACAGUGCAACACGGCUUUACUCUACUGGAUGUGCCUUCGACUGUGUCUGUGGGAGCCGACCAUGCCUUUAUGCCUUCUACUGCUACUGCAAGAGGUGUGGAUUUGCGCGGCGAUUGGUUGACUUGUGACCGGUUGGCGUUCUUUGAGGACCUGGGCGUUCUUUUCCCCCAGCUGACCUCACUGCAUUUCACCAGGACUCAUCACCGCUACACGGACACAAUGAUCAGAGGAAUCCUUCGUGCUUUUCCAAACGCCUCAAGAUGGAGUCUUGCCUGGAGGGACCUGCCUGAUGGGAUCCUGCGGGACUUGAACCAGUGUGUCGAGGCCAACUCAGUCUGUCAGAUUGAUUCGAUAUCUUGGGCGACAAUUCAGGAACCACUGGGAUUGUACGCCAACCAUUUGACGUCUCUGGAGAUCCUGCCUAUGACGGACUGGACGCCUCGGUGGGGUAACGCCCUCCACGAGUUUCUGUGCGAGUCACCGUUACUGGAGCACUUGCGGGCUGGCUCUAUCUCGUACUACAUCGAGAACUUGGAUCUGAACGGGUUGCUACCGGGAGCAAACGAAGCUCUCUCGGACUCGAGGACUGACGACGAUAUCAACAGUCACAACAACGACCACGACUUAGCGUCAGUGAGUACCCACUCAACCUUUGAACGUCACUACUUUGACGCUCCACCAUCGUCAAAGAAGACACUCAAGGUCUGGGCGUGCAGGAAUCUGAAGACACUACAUCUCGAGUUCUCACGGGAGCGACCCAAAACCCAGCCAAAUCGGCCAGUCUCUCCAUACACCAAUGCAACAUCGACAUCCAACCAGUCGUUUUCCACACGCUCAAGUUCUUCCUCCUGUUCUUCGCCCGUCAUGGUGCCCCUCCCCGACAACUCUCCAAGACUGUCCAGGAUCGUUUACGGAUACAUCUCGAGGUUCUGCCCAAACUUACAGGACCUAUUGAUCCGUGCCUACCGGUUGAACAUGACGCUUCGGGGCGGUUUCGCGUUGUUGACGCGCCUACGCAAGUUGAAGCGGGUCGCUAUCUCACAGUACGACUGUCAUUUCAAUGAGCGAGACAUGCUGCCAUGGGUCAUGAAGCGGAGACAGUCACUUAGCGGGAUCCAGGCUCUGUAUUGGAAGGCGAUUGUUGCUGGAUGGUGGAGGGUGUUGCAUGCAAAGGAGCUUGGACCAACAACAUCACCACCACUAUCAUCACAGCCUCCAGUAGCUUCAGGAAAGAAGACAACGACAACAGCGGUCGAGGGCAAAGGAAAACAGAAGGAGGGAUGCGGUUACCAGGAACAGCAGCACGACCAUAUCCUCGUCCGCCCUUCUCCUAGUUCAGCAUCCAUCAAGAAACUGGGUCAUCUUUCGGAUGUGGUGGAUGUACUGACAGAGAUAAUGGCGGAUCGUUCCUCAUCCAUGCGGGACUUGCGGCAAGAAGGACUCGCGGGUCUUGUGGAAGAUUGUAAGGGGUCGGUGUGGCCCGACUUGGAGUGUGUGAGGAUUGUGCAUGGUCAAAUGGCCAAGUCUGGGAUCAAGGAAGGAGCCAUCCGGGCGGUUCUGAAGAAACACCGACCUGAGGUUGAGUUCCAGUGGGUUUCGUGGAUUAACCAAUUCUAA